Molecule: messenger RNA, 465 nt
Organism: Rotaria sordida
Lineage: Eukaryota; Metazoa; Rotifera; Eurotatoria; Philodinida; Philodinidae
Source: the annotation of a GenBank genome assembly
AUGGUACCAGAAUAUCAAGGUGAACCAGAAGAAAUUUCAAAAGAAAAAGCUAAAUUAGCUGCUCAACGUAUAAAUGGUCCAAUUUUAAUUGAAGAUACAUCAUUAUGUUUUAAUGCAUUACAUGGUCUUCCAGGACCAUAUAUAAAAUGGUUUUUAGAUAAAUUAGGAUAUGAUGGUUUAAAUAAAUUACUUAUUGGUUAUGAUGAUAAAACAGCAUAUGCACAAUGUGUAUUUGCGUUUUGUGCUGGACCAACAAGUGAACCAAUUAUAUUUGAUGGUCGAUGUUCAGGACGAAUUGUUCAAGCACGUGGACCAAAUAAAUUUGGUUGGGAUCCAGUAUUUCAACCAGAUAAUGAACAAGGACAACAAGGUCAUCAAACAUUUGCUGAAAUGGAUAAAACAGAAAAAAAUCGAAUUAGUCAUAGAAGUCGAUCACUUCAAUUAGUUAAAAAUUAUUUUGUAUAA